CGCCAAGCCGGGCUGAAUCGUGAGAGCCGGUGCGGGCCGCUGAGCCGACUCAGACGGAAAACACAGUGCCUUGUGCCACCGGGCUCUCAGUGGAUAUGGCUGAUGUGACGGCUGAGGCAGCAGGGGCCUCCUCCGCCCAGGGCACGCUCAGCCCUAGGGUAAGCCAGGGGCCCUGUCCAAGGCCUGAAGGGGUGAGAGGAGGUGAGGCAACCAUGCCAGGCGGUGGCCCCAGCGAGAGGAUGACCUGGCCAGGGCCGGCCCUGCCCCCGGCCGUCCCAACCCGCCCUUUCUCCUCAGCCGCGGCACCAAUCCCGCCCCUCACCAGGACCCGCAGCCUCAUGGCCAUGUCCCUGCCAGGGAGCAGAAGGCCCUCCACUGGAUCUCGCAGCCGGGGGCUGUAUGGACGAAAUGGGCUGGCCGUGUUCUCUCAAUGUUCACCAUCCUCUGACACCCAGCUUGGGCCUCCACCUCUUCUUCCUGCCUCCAGGCGUACCUCUCCUCCCGUCAGCAUGCGGGAUACCUAUGGUACCUCCUCGCUCAGCAGCAGCAGCAACUCUGGCUCCUAUAAGGGCAGUGACAGCAGCCCCACACCCAGGCGUUCGAUGAAGUACACCCUGUGUAGCGAUAACCAUGGCAUCAAGCCUCCCACCCCAGAGCAAUACCUGACACCCCUGCAGCAAAAAGAGGUGUGCAUACGGCACCUGAGGGCUCGGCUCAAAGACACACAGGAUCGGCUGCAGGACAGGGAUUCAGAGAUCGAUGACCUAAAGACUCAGCUGUCUCGUAUGCAAGAGGACUGGAUUGAGGAGGAAUGCCACCGGGUCGAGGCCCAGCUGGCUCUCAAGGAGGCCCGCAAAGAGAUCCGGCAGCUCAAGCAGGUGAUUGACACAGUCAAGAACAAUCUCAUAGACAAAGACAAGGGGCUGCAGAAGUAUUUUGUUGACAUCAACAUCCAGAACAAGAAGUUGGAGACCCUGUUGCAUAGCAUGGAGGUGGCCCAGAAUGGGACCGUGAAGGAGGAGGGGGCGGGCGGUUCCUCAGGGGGCUCUCCUGCCCGCUCCCUGACCCGAAGCUCCACCUAUACCAAGCUGAGUGAUCAGGCCCCCGGAGACCGCAAUGCUGACCUUCAGAGUGCGUCCACGGAAGAGGUGGGGGACAGUGGCUUUGCAGCAGCCGAUGACACUCUGAGCCGGACAGAACUGUUAGAGGCAAGCAGCCUGCUCUCUUCUGGGGUGGAUUGUGGGCCAGAUGAAGGCUCCCUACAGAGUUGCUUCACCUUGGGCUCUCGACUUCCAACCAGUUCCACCUAUGAGAAGCUGCUGGGAGGCAGCGGUGGGGGUGUGGAGGCUGGCGUACAGGCCAGCUGCAUGCAAGAGCGGGCCAUCCAGACGGACUUUGUGCAUUACCAGCCUGACCUAGACACUAUCCUGGAGAAGGUGAUGAAGUCACAGGCCUGUGGGCUGGCCAGCCCUGGCCCUAGCCCAGACUGGGCCCCAGCCCCGGACAUGGAGGAUGGAGGGGCUGGCAUAGAGAUGCCCUCAGGCUUCCCAGGGCCCAUGGACCUGAUCCCGGCGGACCCUAAUGCGGCAGUGGUGGUGACAGUAGGAGAGGAGCCCAUGGUGGCUCCCGUGACCCACGGCCCUUCCCCACACGUGCCCAGCCUCAACCCAUCGGUGAGCAUUGCCUGCCCUGUGGAUGAAGAGGCUGGCGAGGUAGCACCCGAGCCUAAAAGCUAUUGGAGCCGCCACUUCAUUGUGGAUCUCCUUGCAGUGGUGGUGCCCGCGGUGCCAACAGUGGCCUGGUUGUGCCGGUCCCAGCGACGCCAAGGCCAACCCAUAUACAAUAUUAGCUCCCUGCUUCGGGGAUGCUGCACUGUGGCCUUGCACUCCAUCCGCAAGAUUAGUUGCCGUUCUGUGAGCACUUCGGGGCCUGUGGGCACCGGGGGCAGCUCCCAGCUGUGACUAGCCACCCACUCCUGGGAACCAGGCACAGCUUGGUCUGACCACUGAUUGUAGGUCUUUCUCUUCCUCUCUCUCUUUCUCUCACACACACUCACACUCACACGUGCACGGAGUGUCAUCAUCUUAAUUUAUUUAGCUUUUCCAAAAUAUGGAGGCCACAGCCCGGGUGGGUCAGGACAGCCUGGAGAUGGAGGUAGUUCUGCAGAUGGCUGAUACUCCCUCCUCUUGGGGUAGGAAGGGAGGGGUCUGUGGCCCCGAGGGAGAUCUAAUUGAAUCUGGGAUAUCGCCGACCUCUAUCAGGAAGGAAGGUUCCUGUGGAAGGGAGAGGGCAAGGAACUUCAGCUUCCCUUUUCCUUCCCACAAUGCCACCCCAGCCCUCCUGUCCAGCUGACACUCUCCCACGGCAGUUCUAUUUGCUUUUGUGAGUAAGCUGGCUGGUCAUCAAUGUUCAUGGGGCUACCUUCUUCAUCCUUUCUCCCUUGACUGUUAGGUCAGUAUUACUGCUUCCAGUGGAGGAAAUGACCUGCCCAAGGUCACAUGGCAUAGGGAUUGGAAUUACUGAGGAGUAGGAACACAUGGCUUUUGUAUCUUUGCCUUCAUGGGCAACCCGGGCUGGUUCUGGGGAGUGAAUGAAUGAUGGGGGGAAGGGAAGCACUGACUGAAACUGCCCUGGCAUUUCUGUGCUUCUGGUGACUGGGUGGGUAGGUAGGGCAGUUGGGGUGGAGGCAGAGCCAGAGAAAGAGGAAGGAGAAAAAUAAAUGGGGGAAGGUCAGCAGAAGGAGAUGUGAGGCCUGACUGGCUUCCCCUACUUCCCCGCCCCCCCCACACACACACCGAGUGGUUGGAUGUCUGGCUGAGUCUAUUCUCAGCCUAAAGAAUGGGAGGUGCCCCCCCCACCCCCACCAGGGUCCAGGUCAUGUCCUGGACCCGUCUACUUGCCCAAAUGCUUCUGUAAGUUAGAGCAGGGAAUGCCUGCAUUGUCCUUCUGGGCAUGCAGUGGCUCUUGGGAGAUCCAUCUCAUAAGCUGUAGGGAAAGUGCUGGGGAGGCCCCCAUAGUAGCACCCCCAAGCCAUUCUGAAGUGAUUUUGCACUAUGUCCCCUUUGUAAUAACAAUCUUUUCUCAGGGGAGAUGGGUGGAUGCCAGGCCCAUGGAGGGAGAGAGAAAGGGACUUGCUACUAGAUGGGAGUCCCUUCUGGAGAUCAAGGGGCGAGUGCUUACAUCCAGUGUGGCCAACCCCACCCCCCCCACCCCCCCCCAUGUCUGGCUCUAAGGGAAAGAGAUGAAGGAGGAGAGAGGUGGAAGAGAAGGAUCCCAACCCAUGCCUUUAUGCCUCUGGCUGAAUAUUCCUCAGUGCAAUAAGCCAGAGACUCGGAUAAAGAAGCCAUGUCUUACCAGCCAGCUCUGUGUGAGCGUGCAGACCAUGCGGAUGGAGAACUUGCCAGGGAGUGGGGAGGGGUGAGGGGUGAGCACAAACACGCUCACCAGCUGCGAUCCUGCUGCAUCUCCCUCACCCACACUCAUACACAUGUACACACACUCACACACGCACACACAUGCUCCAGGUCGGGACCAGAGUCACCAACACCUCCCCAUCUCUGAGCACCAGCUCCUUCAGUGAAGCAGCUGACAUUGUUUUUCUUUUGAAAAAAAAAACUCAACCCACUCGUGUUCAGUCUCAUAAUUGAUUUUGUCUCCCAGCCUGGAAGGCUUGGAACACCUCUGGGGUGUUAGGGAGGGUCCCCUUGAUGCUCCAUGCUCUGGGCCUGUCGUUUUCUUUGUUAAGAUCUGAAGCCUGGUCUUUGAGGACUAGGGCCCCCGCACACAGCUUGGGCUGUUUGGCAGCUUGAAUCUGUUCACCACCUUUGCUCAAACUGGCUCCUCACGUGCCAGUCCACGCCUGGGCUCCUCAGACUGGGGAGCUUCCUUCCGCAUGUGCAGGAGAAUCAGUCCCACUCUUCCCCAGCUUAGCCGUGUGCCUCCCUGACCCACAGAGACAGGGAGGUGUUUCCACCCAUCACACCUCUCCGGUGGACCCCUCUGCAGAGGCCCAAGCUUAGGAGCUAGCAUCUGGGUCAAGAUUGAUUUCCUGGGAAGUGGGGGGAGGGAGCCCUCCCUUUGGACACUGCAAUGGGACAUGUCUGCAGUUUGGUGAUGAGGGGACUGUCGAAACCUGAUCAAAAGCGAAAAGGCCACUCGUUCUAGGAGCUAAGCCUCAUGUGCAAUGUAUUUGUGGAUCUCUGUAAGCAUCUCAUUAGACUAUCCAAAGCUUUGCUGAGAAAAUAAAUGUAUGAUUAUAUUUGAAAAGAGAAAAAUCUAUAUAUUUUUCAAAACCAGAACUUCACUGACCUAUAUUAUAAGGGUUCUGCUACUGUCUCUUGCUACGCUCUAACCUCCUUAUCCUGUCCACAGGCUGUGGUAAACAAUAGGGAUCUAACCUGGUCCCUUGCUGCCAAAUCAACCCCCUUCUCCCCCUCACUAUAGGACUGUGACCUAGGAAGGCCCCAGCCUCUGGUGUUACCUUUGUAUGGAUGUGCCCUGGGCCCAGGGAUGUGCCUGCUCUUAGCUACCAGAUAGAGCCCUGUGGAGGAAACUCAGCCCAGCUUGGGCAAAUCCAGUUUUGUGGGAACCAUGAUGCUGCUGGAGAAGCCCCAGGAAAGGUCUUGGUCUUUGAUGGUUUUGGGGGGAGAAUCUCCCUGACCUUGAGGGGGUCUGUGUGCCACGGACUGGUGCCAAGGCUGGUGAUGCCAUAUACACUGCAGGCAGGUUGCAAGGUGAUAAAGAAGGUGGGUAGCCCUUUACAGUCAACAUUGUAUUAGGCAUCAGGCUGGGGCUGGAUUUUAUGCCUAUAAAGGCAGAAGCUGAUGACCCAAUCUCCCUCCCCCCAGUCUGGGGCCAUCUCAGCUCCUCAGAGAGGUAGCUGAGGGAACUCAGACCCGGACACUUCCCACAUUGCUAAGGGAUGAUAAUUGGCCAAAUUUGUCAGGGUCAUCGGGACCCUUUGCUAGCUCAGCAGGAGGUGGGGACCCCCUCUGUCAUCCCUGACACGCACACACCUGCUUGUUUGCUGUGUGCCUAUGUUGUUUGUGAGGUGUGACCUAAGACUAUGCAAUGAGCUCAGUACUGUCUGGGGUGGGAAUAGGGCAGUCAGCCCCGCCCCCUCGCUCAGGGCUCACGCAGGGGCCCCGAGAUUGUAGAUGGCCCCAGCCUUUGGCUGGAGCCUCCCACUCUGACUAUGCAAGGGGCGCUGAGGGGCCUGGAAGGCGGUGCCCCACUUUCCCACUUUCCCACUUUCCAGGGGGGUGGAAAGAUUGGGGUUUGAAUGGUUUCCUGCCCUGCCUCCACCCCAGGAACCGCCGGUGUGUAUCAAGCUCCCCUCCUAUCCUUUUCCUUCCCACUCUGUAGAUUUUUAGGUGUUGCUCCUGGGUUGGGCAGGCCCCAGUCCUGCUGGGUAACUCACAAGAAGGCUCACCCCAGCUUAGAGAGCAAAGUAACACCCCUCCCCUCUCUGUUCUCCAUAACUCAGGAUCUCCUCCCCACCCCCACCCCACCCCUCUUCUAGGGACCCUUGGCUCCCGGAUUAGUUGCCUGCAGUAGGUAGUGUGUGUCUCAGGAGCUGGGCUGGGCUCUAACAGGAGCAACAACAGCCCACCCCCACCCCCACCCCAUGAUCAUCAGUCCAGCUCUAGGCUGCUGUCCUGGGUCUCAUCUUUGCCAUUACCCAAACCCUGCAAAUUAGAGUUGGCUGCCAUCUUGAUAGGCAUCUGUGAUUGGUUGCUUGCCUUUCAAAGAUCUUGGGCCUCAAAAGUGGGAUUGAAAACAAUGUCUCCUAAGGGGAUAAUUUAGCUCUUCACCAGAAUACCAGAAUGCUCUUGCCUCUGGCCACAUACCCUUGGCAUCUCAUCACAUUGGUCAGAGGGUGUGGAUUGGCUUUCUUUGCAACAACUCCCUGGCUCCCUUCCCAUCUGCCUACCCAGGGAAGGAAAUCAGAGCUGUGGGAGACAAGAAUUCCUGAAAGGUAAACUAAGGCCACAUCUAAGUAUAAGGGCUAUGUCAGUUUCAGGAAAAAAGAAGUAGGAAUUUUGGAAGAGGGGAAGAUUGAUGGUGAUAGGAAGCAAGGUGGUCAGUAUGAGGUCUCUCUUGUCUCAUCUCCUUUAUCUGGUCUUUUGUUCGCGUGGUCAGAACUUCAGCUGAACCAAGCAGCUCUGUAUUAAAGCAUGAA
Dromiciops gliroides (monito del monte) is the source of this 6181-nucleotide messenger RNA. It is a transcript of the gene SNPH, whose product is annotated as syntaphilin. NCBI's taxonomy places the organism in Eukaryota, Metazoa, Chordata, Mammalia, Microbiotheria, Microbiotheriidae. The transcript has 6 exons. The record is from RefSeq and is a predicted model, not a curated record. The coding region runs from base 96 to 1961 and encodes 621 amino acids. Gene Ontology annotation, biological process: neuron differentiation. Gene Ontology annotation, cellular component: cytoplasmic microtubule; mitochondrion.